This is a messenger RNA of Heterocephalus glaber (naked mole-rat), 1495 nucleotides long. NCBI's taxonomy places the organism in Eukaryota, Metazoa, Chordata, Mammalia, Rodentia, Bathyergidae. The record is from RefSeq and is a predicted model, not a curated record.
GCGGGCUUUUACGGGUGCCGAGAGGAGGACGCGCGCACAUCCUCCUGCCACCGCGGAGCCGCCGGUGUCUGAAGCCGUGGCCGUGGCAUCUGCCGGGACUGCUGCUCCCGGCGGGUCUUUUUUUUCUUUUUGUCCUCUUUCCCUUCUUCGCCCCACUCCUUGGAAUAGAAGACUGAAAAGUCACAAGCUGCUGAGAAACGCCUUUGAGACCUGGUCGUGCAUCCUAUCAUUACAAGCCUUUGGGAAUGUCCCAGGCACCUCUGUCUAAAAGUCGCCCGUAACGGACAUUGCCUUAAAGCUGGUCCACCAAAGCAGGUUUAAAUUAGAAGUAAGGGCCCCACCGACGGCAGGCUCUUCUAGAAAGGAAUUCAUUAGCAAUAGUGGGAUCCACGGUGAAUUUGGAGUUAGAAGCUUCCCUGCCGAAGCCUCAACAAAUUGCAGGGAUCCAGGUAUAAUAACUGAAGUAUGAGCCUGAGUACAGACUCCACAGCCUGCCUUUGGAGUUCUCAGUUCAACUUUUUGAAUCUUAAAUUCCACUCAUCGGUUAUCCAGCUGGUAUUGAUACUGAAAUCGGGACCUUCUCAUCUGAGGGCUGUAAAGAUUAACCAAGUCGGAAAUGGAGACCCAAGAGCCAGCAGAUUCUUCUCAGAAUACCAAACAGUCUGUUGUUUCAGAGGAGUUAAUUUCAGAAGGAAAAUGGGUCAAGCUUGAAAAAACAACUUACAUGGAUCCUACUGGUAAAACUAGUGUAUUUGGGAUGGACCCUUCAGUGCUUUUCCCAGCACUGUCUUCUUCAGUCUUUAGGACUAACCCUAAGAGGCAGCAGAGAGAGUAUGCCAAAAGAACUUGGGAAACCGUGAAACGAACGACCAGGAGGGGCCAGUCUGCUGACGGUGUGGCAAUCAUCCCAGUGCUGCAGAGGACUCUGCAUUAUGAAUGCAUCGUUCUGGUGAAGCAGUUCCGACCUCCGGUGGGUGGCUACUGCCUGGAGUUCCCUGCAGGUCUCAUCGAUGACAAUGAGAGCCCAGAAGCAGCUGCACUUCGGGAGCUGGAGGAAGAAACUGGUUAUAAAGGCGAUGUUGCCGAAUGUUCCCCAGCUGUGUGCAUGGACCCGGGCCUGUCAAACUGCACCACACACAUCGUGACGGUGACGAUCAACGGGGACGAUGCGGAAAAUGUCAGACCUAAGCCAAAGCCAGGGGAUGGAGAAUUUGUGGAAGUAAUUUCUUUACCAAAGAAUGACCUGCUGAAUAGACUUGAUGCUCUGGUAGCAGAAGAACAUCUCACAGUGGAUGCCAGAGUCUACUCCUAUGCUCUGGCGCUGAAACAUGCGACCACGAAGCCAUUUGAAGUGCCCUUCCUGAAAUUUUAAGGCCAGAGAGAAUACUGGCCAUGUUUUUGUAAAUGAGACUACCAGGCCUUCUUCACAAAGACUGUAUUCAACUUAAUGUAGAUUUGAAAUUAGCUUUUUCAUAAAAUAAAAGCACAGAAUGCA